Messenger RNA from Haliotis rubra (blacklip abalone), 514 nucleotides. Its product is annotated as spleen trypsin inhibitor I-like. NCBI's taxonomy places the organism in Eukaryota, Metazoa, Mollusca, Gastropoda, Lepetellida, Haliotidae. The record is from RefSeq and is a predicted model, not a curated record. Bases 131 to 457 code for a protein of 108 amino acids. The transcript has 5 exons. Gene Ontology annotation, molecular function: serine-type endopeptidase inhibitor activity.
CUGCUAGUUCCAACUAUUUCUAGGAACCAGCUGGUGUGUGGUGCAUGACGACACACCUAUGGGAGAUGACCAUAUGGGCAGUCCCAACUGGUCCAGCUGAUUGUCAUUAGAGGAACGCUGUCGUGGAAAGAUGGCUGUGUCAGCACAUUCGGGGAUGUUGCUUGCUUUAAGCUUGGUAGUGAUUUUCUCUACGUUGAUUCAUGCAAGCCGUUGCCCGGCCACGAUAACCUGUCCUGAGGGUUACACGUGCAUCAAGGCAUCCAACUUCGGACAUCUUUGCAUUCCACAUCGAUGUGCUCAGAGGCGCUAUAUUGGUAGAUGCAGAGCCAGAAAGCCACGCUACUAUUUCCACAUAAGAACAUUGAGUUGUCGCCCUUUCCACUAUGGUGGAUGUCGGGGAAAUUCAAAUCGUUUCUAUUCAAGGGACGAAUGUGAAAGGGAGUGCUCCCCACUUUAAACCAUAUAUGGCAGUGGAGCCAUUCCAAAUACACAGAAUAAAUACUUAAAGCAACAA